CCGCAGUAGACGUCUCUCUUCCUCCUCUUCCUCCUCUUCCUCAUAGCUGACUCUCUACCUGCACAGGAUGUCGUGGGACGGGUACAUCUCAAACCUGAUGGCGCCGACUGCAUCGGGGAAGAUUGUCACUUCAGAGGCUGCGAUCUGUGGGAUUGAAUGUCUGUCUGUGUGGGCCGCCACACAAGGCUACAGAUCCAUCUCUACGGACGAGAUCCGGACGCUGGUUGGACCCAGGAACAAUUUCUCCAGCUGCGGCCCCAAAGUCGCUGGAAUAAAGACCAUGCUGCUGGUAGAUAAGAUGGAUGACGAAACGGCGUACUCCUUAAAUCUAAAGACCGUUACUGACACUGACGGCCAAAGAUACAAUUUGUGCGUCGGCAAAAGUCUUAAAGCUCUGCUCGUGUUGAAGGGCGUGGUCGGCGAUGUUGGCGGGGAUCUUUCCGCCAAGAUGUUCACUAUGGUUGAUUACCUGAAAAAGAAUAACAUGUAACAAGAUGGCCACCGACCUUCCUGUUCCCACCAAUCCUGAUGGCUACCCCCUCCCCCCCCCCCUGCAGGUCCACAGCUGUCCUGCUUCUUUAGUGUUUAAUUCUCUCACCAUUUUCUGUCAUCAGGUCAAAAUAAAGUGUUUAUUCUCUGUGGUGAACCAGUGUGUGUGUGUGUGUGUGUGUGUGUGUGUGUGUGUGUACUCCACCUGAACAGCUGACUACACACCUGAGCUGCCAGUGUUACUUUUUGUACAGUGUAGUAGAUGGACCUGUGUCCUAUCACAAACACACACCUGAAAAAUAAAGUUUUAUUACACCA
This is a messenger RNA of Platichthys flesus (European flounder), 807 nucleotides long. RefSeq names its product profilin-3-like. The record is from RefSeq and is a predicted model, not a curated record. Lineage: Eukaryota; Metazoa; Chordata; Actinopteri; Pleuronectiformes; Pleuronectidae. Gene Ontology annotation, molecular function: actin binding. Gene Ontology annotation, biological process: positive regulation of actin filament bundle assembly; regulation of actin filament polymerization. The coding region runs from base 68 to 490 and encodes 140 amino acids. The transcript is spliced from 4 exons. Gene Ontology annotation, cellular component: cytoplasm.